This is a messenger RNA of Exserohilum turcica Et28A, 473 nucleotides long. RefSeq lists its product as uncharacterized. Gene Ontology annotation, cellular component: respiratory chain complex IV; mitochondrion. Bases 62 to 337 code for a protein of 91 amino acids. The transcript has 4 exons. The record is from RefSeq and is a predicted model, not a curated record. Lineage: Eukaryota; Fungi; Ascomycota; Dothideomycetes; Pleosporales; Pleosporaceae.
ACCGCCGCCCUGCCAUUGCCGCCUCACCACCUUGAGAAGCCCCUGACUCCCUACCGCAACCAUGUCUGACAACGGCGAGAACGGCGAGGAGCUAGUUACCAAGCCCUUCAAGUUUGUCACUGGUGGCUUCGAUGCCCGCUUCCCCAACCAGAACCAGACCAAGCACUGCUGGCAAAACUACGUCGACUACCACAAGUGCAUCAUCGCCAAGGGCGAGGAAUUUUCUCCCUGCCGCCAGUUCAUGCUGGCCUACAAGUCUCUGUGCCCCAGCGGCUGGACAUCGCGAUGGGACGAUCAGCGUGAGGCCGGAAACUUCCCCGUAAAGCUCGACCAGUAAGCAGCUCGCUUGCACAAAGCGCAGCACGUAAGGGGUUUUUUAGAGCAGCAGAAGAAGGGAGGACCAGAGUCUGACAUUUGCAACUUAGAGCUCUGUAUCAUAGCCAUGGAUAUCAGCAAUGCAGCUCGAGUUCACG